AUCAACUCCCAAAAACGUGCUUCCAGUUCUCAAUUAACCAGGCCAGAUUUACUUAGGGCCAAGCUGCCAACAUACGAGCAAUUUGCCUCCAAGAAAUCCGAUGAACGGCGAGGCCGUUUUAAACCAAAGUCUUCCAAGCAUUCAUCGGCGAUGACCGUAAAGGAAGCAAGCAUCAACAUUGCUUUGAUGGAAUAUGUCACCGAAGAGGAGGGAGACAUUUUAAAGCCUGUUAGAGGCAGCUCGCUUUCACUCAAAAUAAAAACUGACCCCAGGUACGAUGAGGUUUUAGAAGCAGCGUUGAAAAAAAAGGGAAGACUUCGAUCACAAGUUUUCACAGACUAUGCACAGAGGAUAUGUCCUCGC
Messenger RNA from Porites evermanni, 363 nucleotides. Lineage: Eukaryota; Metazoa; Cnidaria; Anthozoa; Scleractinia; Poritidae. The record is from the annotation of a GenBank genome assembly.